AUGUUGGAGGCUAAAACACAUGCUAUGGUUGACCAGUUGCUUCUAAAGGCCAGUGAAAAUGCAACUCAAGGGUCGUCCUCAACGACUGCCAGGUCUUCUGCCGACUUCACCCGGAUAUUCCAUCCCCGGUCUCAUUCUGCUAGAGAGACGAAUUCCACGAGUCAGUUCGAGUUGAAAGCGAAUGGGAUUCCUGCAAAGCCGAAUGAAGUAAUGCCAGCACUGGAACAAGCAGGUGAGUGCCCAAAACCCGUUGCUUCUCCGACCUUACUAUGGGCUAACUUGGAGAACAGGAGUUUAUCGUGCACAAUACAAUCCACCGUUGAGGACAAUAUGCUUCUUCGUCUUCACUUCUUAGUCUGGAGGCAAACCGUUGUUGCAACUCGAAUUCAGGUGGCAACCUUUGCAAAACGGCGUCACUGUCGUCUGAAACGUUCUGCAUUUCGAAGCUGGCGAAGUCUGUCGGUUGUAGCUCGACUGGAGAGUGAGUUAGAGAAGACCAAGUAG
Molecule: messenger RNA, 504 nt
Organism: Dicrocoelium dendriticum
Lineage: Eukaryota; Metazoa; Platyhelminthes; Trematoda; Plagiorchiida; Dicrocoeliidae
Source: the annotation of a GenBank genome assembly